CUGAGAAAAGUUGUUUGGUGUGAGAGAUAGUCACUUGUGGUCAUGGCAUUAGUGGUGGAUAGCACAAAGGGUUUUCCUUCAGUGAGGAGGAGCGGUGUAAGCUCACUGUCUGUGGUGAUUCUGUUCAUAAGUCAAGGUGUUUGUGGUCAGCGAUCGAGUGCCACUUACCAACAUGACCGUGUCUGUGCUUUUGUGGGGUUUUCAGUGAGCAUGUCUUGCUCUUACACUAACCACAUGGCCUGUAAACAAGCCUACUGGACAAAAAGUGGCAUUGGGGAUCCUCCUGAUCUUACAGACAAUCCCAACUACAGAGGUAGAACCCGAGUGGACUGUUGUAAGGAAGUGAAACAAAACUACAUAUGUGAUUUACAUAUAGACUCAGUGACCAAAACAGAUGCUGGUAUAUAUUACUGCGGCGACAUGAAGAAGAAUAUUGGAAAAUCAGGGGUCAACCUGAAGGUUAUAGAAACCCCUCAGACUCAGACAUCAUUGACCAUCAGUCCGCGUGGUGACAUACUGGAUGGAACAGACGUGACUCUGACCUGCAACAAGAAUUCUGAUCAACCAGUGCAAAGCUACAGCUGGUAUAAGCACAACUUCUCUACACACUUGUACACCUCCACUGGAAACACAUACACCAUCAAAAACAUCAGUCUUGAAGACAGUGGAAAAUAUCAAUGCUGCUCACACUAUAAAUGUGGCUAUCAGUACUCAGAAACCGUGUACCUGCAAGUUUUCUCUGGUCAUCUGUCCCCUCUAUUGACCGCUGUGAUAUCGGUCUGUGCAGUUUUGCGGCUCCUCAGUGUUGUUUUAUCGCUGAGUAAGAAAAUCAAGAAAGAAUCAAUGACAUGGGCAGGACAUAAACAGAAUACCAGGGAUGAUUUGAUCCAUCUAGAUCAAGUUUACCAGGGCCAGACCCCCAUCACUUUUCAAGCUGAUGUAGUUCAUCAGAGCCUGAACCCCAACACCACCCAACCUGAUUCAAUUUACCAGAGCCUGAACCCCAACACCACCCAACCUGAUUCAAUCUACCAGAGCCCGAAUCCCAAAACCACCCAACCUGAUGCAGUUUACCAGAGUCAGACCCUCAACACCGCCCAUCCUGAUGCAAUCUACCAGAGCCUGACCCCCAGCGCUACUCAAUCUGACACACUAUACCUGAACCCCAAAGCCAUCCACCCCAAUGUAGAUUACCAGUGGCUGGAGCAAGACACCAUCCAACCUGACCCAGACCAUCCAGACCCAGUCUACCAAACCAUCAAUAAGAAAAUCAAGAAAGAAUCAAUGACACGGACAGGACAUGAACAGAACACCAGGGAUGGUUUGACCCAUUUUGAUCAAGUUUACCAGAGCCUGAACCCCAACACCACCCAACCUGAUUCAAUCUACCAGAGCCUGAACCCCAACACCACCCAACCUGAUGCAGUUUACCAGAGCCUGACCCCCAACACUACUCAAUCUGACACACUUUACCAGAACCUGAACCCCAAAGCCAUCCAACCCAAUGUAGAUUACCAGAGGCUGGAGCAAGACACCAUCCAACCUGACCCAGACCAUCCAGACCCAGUCUACCAAACCAUCAAGUGAAACAAAUCUUAAUGCCAUUCUCUCUUCCACAUCUUGGCAUUGUCCUCAUAUUUUAAAUGUCAUGGUGUCACGGGAAGCCUAUGCUGGCGAUUUCUUUGCUCGGUCCAGCAUCUUUAUCUUGUGCCAAAUUUGCCUUUUGGGAUUUAUUGAGUGUUUUGUUUGUUAAUCUAUGUUAUUUUAUUAUUUGUUAAUUUUCAUUUGAUGUCGGUCUUGAAUGUCUUGGUGUCACGGGUACGCUGGCGAUUACACCGCUCCGUCCGGAAUCUUUUGUCUUGUGUCAUCUUGUUAUUUUGUAAAUGUGUUUGUUCAUGUCUUGUUGUCACGGGUACGCUGGUGACUACGCCACUCCGUUCGGCACUGUCUCUGUCUUGUGUAAAAUGCUUUGGGUUGCGUUCUGUGCACGUUAAAUGCGCUAUAUAAAUAAAUUACUUACUUACUUACUUUACUUACUUAAAUGUGAAAUGCAUUUACGUAUAAGCUCAAAGCUGACACAUGACCAAACUUGUGAUUUGAGAGUAUGUGCUUGAAAUUUUUAUCAACACUGUGUUAGAAUCAUAAUCUUUAUCUGAAGAGAGGUACAAAACCGUAUUCAAGAUUCAAGUUUAUUUUACCUCAUGUUUUGCAAGAGAGAGAACAAUUCUUAGGUUUUGCCCCCUUAAAUUGGUAUUGCAUUAAAUGGACUGGUUUCACAGUCAGGGCAAGCUCUUGACAUUAUCCACUCACAUAUCUGUGUACCUCGGAAUAUGUG
Molecule: messenger RNA, 2335 nt
Organism: Sardina pilchardus (European sardine)
Lineage: Eukaryota; Metazoa; Chordata; Actinopteri; Clupeiformes; Clupeidae
Exons: 9
Coding region: 43-1587 (514 amino acids)
Source: RefSeq, a predicted model, not a curated record